This is a messenger RNA of Danaus chrysippus (African queen), 528 nucleotides long. NCBI's taxonomy places the organism in Eukaryota, Metazoa, Arthropoda, Insecta, Lepidoptera, Nymphalidae. The record is from the annotation of a GenBank genome assembly.
AUGUGUGCUGGCAAACGUGAGCCUGAAAAGGAAGUAGAGGCUCAAAGAUGGAUUGAGGCUGUGAUUGGGGAGCAGUUCCCGGCUGGUCUGCCUUACGAACUAGCACUGCGAGAUGGGAUCAUCCUGUGUAAACUGAUGAACAGACUGCAACCGGGAAUAAUCCCCAAAAUCAAUGUCUCCGGCGGCGACUACAAAUUCAUGGACAAUAUUAGCCAAUUCCAAAAAGCCUGCAUAAAGUACGGUGUACCAGACGUAGACCUUUUCCAAUCUACCGAUCUUUGGGACCAGAAAAACAUUUCCCUAGUCACACAAACAAUUUUCGCUAUUGGCAGAACGACACACAAGCAUCCUGAAUGGCGUGGUCCCUGGUUAGGUCCUAAACCCGCUGAAGAAAACCGUCGGGAAUUCAGCGAAGAUGUUCUCCGAGCUGGAGAAUCCGUGAUCGGUCUACAGGCUGGUACAAACAAAUUGGCAUCACAGUCCGGACAAAACUUUGGUGCUUCUAGAAAGAUCAUACUCGGCAAGUGA